Messenger RNA from Trypanosoma grayi, 1005 nucleotides. RefSeq lists its product as hypothetical. Lineage: Eukaryota; Euglenozoa; Kinetoplastea; Trypanosomatida; Trypanosomatidae. Bases 1 to 1005 code for a protein of 334 amino acids. The transcript has a single exon. The record is from RefSeq and is a predicted model, not a curated record.
AUGGAGGGGGAGCGCGACACAGGCGGCGGCAGCAGCAGCAACCGGUACUAUGUACGUUACGCUGAGGACUCCACACCCGCUGUGAGCACGCUGGAGAGUGAACACCACAGCGCCACAGAUUCUUCGUUCAGGCCUGGACUGGGCGGAGGCGUCAUCGACCCGAACGACGAUGCGCUGCUGGACGGCCACUUCGAUGAUGAGGAGAUGAGCAACAGCGCGGCGGCUCUUGUGCAAUACUCCGCUGCUUCCGAGUCCGAAGGCGGUGAGAAAACGCUGACGGAAGAUGGCAGCCGGCAGCACGAGAGAAUGUUGUACUCAGGCAUGUGUCACACACCGCCCACAAAUGCGGUGUUCAGUUUUGCCCGGCCACUUAGCAAAGGGUCGCAGUGGCAAAGUGCUCCGAGGGAGCGGUGCAGCUCCGUGCAUAUAAUCGCCAUUUCCUCCGCGACGUCGGAUGGGACAAUGAUUGACCACGGCGCACUAACAGACCAGGUGGUGGUGCAGACGCCGGUCCGCCGACAAAAGUCGCGUAAAGAGGUGGUGAAAGCGUAUUUAUCACAGUCAGCCAAGGGUGGCCGCUAUUUGACCUCUUGGAACGGCACCAGCAUCCGCAAAUCAUUUGCCAGCCCCCACAGAGAAAAGAGCAACAACCCUAACCAUGGCCGUGGUGGGAAUCAUGCAGGGACUUUUCGUUCCAACAGCUGCCCCGUGAGCCAUGGAAGCAUGUACACACCAUGCACAUCACAGGAAAGCCUGCCGGUGACGCUCUCAUAUUUCCCAUUGGAGCGGCGCUCAUCUCCUGCCUGUGGCAUGGGACGCAGCAGGAGUGCGGAUCCAAAAACGGGUUCCGAGAGCAUGCUCCAGUACCGCCUCGCCGUCAUGCAUGCGAAGAAGGGAAAAUAUGCCUUCAGUAUCCGAGAUCUUUUAGCGAACUGUGAUGGUGGCGAUGAUGAUGAUGAUGAUGAUGAUGAACAAGAGGAAAGUACUGCUAUGUGUGAAAGUUAA